This is a messenger RNA of Morchella importuna, 2652 nucleotides long. RefSeq lists its product as uncharacterized. The coding region runs from base 1 to 2652 and encodes 883 amino acids. The record is from RefSeq and is a predicted model, not a curated record. NCBI's taxonomy places the organism in Eukaryota, Fungi, Ascomycota, Pezizomycetes, Pezizales, Morchellaceae. The transcript is spliced from 6 exons.
AUGGGAGCCUUCAAUGAAAGAAAUGGUUUCGGCCGUGAAAACGAAGUGGAAAUCCUCGAUAUUAGAGUUAAUAAGGGAGGCCUUGAGUCAUCUCUAAAGGAUGAUAUUGUAGCUGGUCUAAAAAAGGAAGCGGGAGAAAAGACCCUUCCGACCCUGUUACUUUAUGACGACCGUGGCCUGAAGCUCUUCGAAGAGAUCACUUACCUCGACGAAUAUUAUUUGACCAAUACAGAGAUCGGAAUACUCGAGAAAUAUGCAGACAACAUGGCAGAGAGGAUUGAAGAUGGUGGAGUUGUUAUAGAACUGGGGAGUGGAAACCUCCGAAAAGUGAACAUCCUUUUACAUGCCCUUGACCGUCUGGGUAAAAAAAUCACAUACUAUGCACUUGAUCUGGACCGUUCCGAACUGGUGCGGACUUUGCAGUUGAUACCCGCCGGAACGUUCAAAAAUGUUCGCUGCGUCGGCCUGCAUGGAACAUACGACGACGGGAAAGCCUGGUUGAAAUCAUCUGCAACUGCAAACGACAAGAGCCGCUGCAUAUUGUGGCUCGGUUCUUCGGCCGGGAACUUCAAUUUGAGGGGGGUUGCUGAGUUUCUGAAGGAAUGGGCAGCCGAUGCCCUGCGUGUUGGAAAGCCCGAUUGUAUGCUGGUUGGCCUUGAUGGCUGCAAAGAUGCGGAGAAAGUCAAGUUAGCGUACAACGACCCUAAGGGGAUCUCGCGGGACUUCACCCUGAACGGCUUAUGGCACGCAAAUAGUGUAAUGGAGAAGGAGCAUUUUGUUCCCGGGGAAUGGGAAUUCGUCGGGGAGUGGAAUGCGGAAGAAGGAAGACACCAGGCGUAUUAUGAAGCUUUGAAAGAUAUUGCCUUUGACGGUGCUCUCGAGGGUGUUAUGGUAAAGAAAGGGGAAAGAAUCAAUGUCGAGUAUAGCUACAAAUUUGAUGAGAACGAAUCGCACUUACUUUGGGAACAUGCUGGGCUGGCUGAUGGAGCACGGUGGUCUAACGACGCCGGGGACUAUUAUCUUCAUAUGCUUUACAAACCAAGAUUCAAUUUCCCGCUAGGGCCACCCUCGCUAUAUGCCCCGAGUCCAACACCAACAGUGUCGGAAUGGACGGAAUUAUGGGCGGCGUGGGACACUGUGACUCUUGGGAUGAUUCCCAAGGAUAAACUCCUCACCAAACCAAUCGAUCUUCGAAAUCCAUGCAUUUUCUACAUUGGACACAUUCCAGCCUUUUUAGACCUUCAGGUCUCUCGCGCGUCGGAUGGAAAGAUGACUAGCCCGGGGCAGAAAUAUCAAGACAUCUUCCAGCGCGGAAUCGACCCCGACGUCGAUGACCCCAACCAGUGCCAUAAACACAGUGAAAUACCGGCUUCCUGGCCUGAAUUAGAUGAAAUUCUAGAUUACUCUCGCAGAGUUAGAGCGAGGACCCUGGCGCUAUACGGCACAGACGGGGUGGCUCGUGUAGACUCUAGGUUUCCUAAGCUUCAACGCGCCCUUUGGUUGUCAUUUGAACAUGAGGCUAUGCAUUUAGAAACACUUCUUUAUAUGCUUCUACAAAGUGACUAUACCCUCCCACCACCCGGUGUUGUUAAACCCGACUUCGUCUCUGGCAGAGAAUGGGAAGUGAGAAGAGGAGCAAACGCCAAAAACGCCGAUAAAUGGACUGAAAUCCCAAAGACGAUUAUUAGUGUCGGUAUUGACGACCAUGAAACCCAUACAUCUAAUGGCUCGGCUGGUAAUGGGGACUGUGGUUAUCAACAGCGAUACUUCGGAUGGGACAAUGAGAAACCGGUACGCCGCGGCAUUGAGGUGCCAGCGUUCAAGGUUAGAUCACAUCCCAUCACCAACGAGGAAUAUGCCAAGUAUCUUCAUGCACAAUCCUCCAACAACAUUCCAGCUUCUUGGACUUUCUCCGGACCAAAGUCGAACGGGGCUACUUAUCAAAAUGGCAACGGUAUCAUUCAUCACAACGGAAACGGGGCCACCUAUCAAAACGGGAACGGCACUAGCCAUCAAAACGGGAACGGCACAGCCAGCUCAUUUGAGCACUUCCUCUCCUCUUUCUCCGUCAAAACCGUCUUCGGCCCCGUCCCCUUAAAGCUCACCCGCGAAUGGCCAGUCAUGGCAUCCUACGACGAACUCCUCGGCUGCGCAAAGUGGAUGGGCGGAAGGAUACCCACCGCAGAUGAAGUGCGAGCCCUAUAUGAGUAUGCCGAAUCGUUAGACGUUGCAGAGAAGACGCUGGGGAAGCGGAUCGAUGCUGUCAAUGGACACCUAAUCAACAACGGCGUCCGCGAGUCCCCCCCAAACCCAUCUUCCACCUUCGCCGACAUCCGGGGCAACAACGUCGGCUUCAAAUUCUGGCACCCCACGUCGGUCAUUCCCAGCGCUGGGGGGGCACCACUCGGGCGUUCCGCAACAGGCGGCGCCUGGGAGUGGACUAGCACAGUCCUAGAACGCCACGAGGGGUUCAAGGAGGACGAGAUGUAUCCCGAGUACACCGCGGAUUUCUUCGAUGGCAAGCACAACGUGAUGCUCGGCGGAAGCUGGGCCACUCACCCGAGAAUUGCAGGAAGGAGGAGUUUUGUCAAUUGGUACCAGCGCAAUUACAAGUACACUUGGGCCACGGCCAGGAUUGUAGCCCUAGAAUAA